Molecule: messenger RNA, 5173 nt
Organism: Musa acuminata subsp. malaccensis (wild Malaysian banana)
Lineage: Eukaryota; Viridiplantae; Streptophyta; Magnoliopsida; Zingiberales; Musaceae
Product: telomerase reverse transcriptase
Biological process (GO): telomere maintenance via telomerase
Cellular component (GO): telomerase catalytic core complex
Molecular function (GO): telomeric repeat DNA binding; telomerase RNA binding
Source: RefSeq, a predicted model, not a curated record
UUGCACAAUGUACCAAAAUUUUCUUGCUAACAUGCAUUAGAAAAAAAAAAGAAUAAACAACCUCCAUUUACUUCAGAAUGUAGUACGACAGCAUCGUACUCUGUGCAAAGCUUCCCCUCCAAGUUAGCUGCGUGAUCUCCCUCGCCUUCCCUAAGCCAUUGUUGCGCGCUCUUUCACCCUUUAUCUCGAUUUCCAAUGCUGCCGCUGCCUCAGACGUGCACCUUCACCGUCUCCGCCACCGCCACCGCCACCGCCACCGCCAUUACCCCACGCUUGUCUUAGACUGGCCAUCCAUUUCUCGAGCCCCUUUCCCCUCAUUUGAAGCUACUCAGAGCAUCGGUUGCCUUCUGCGAUGGCAAAUAAGCGGAAACGGCAGCGGAAGCGCCUCCGCCGCGUCCCGGCGGCCCUCAGGAGGGUAUACGGCGACCUCGUGCAAACCCUGGAAGCGGCGAUCCUUUCCCUGUUGCCCCCUCCGCCGUCCUCUCCUACCGAGUGCCGCUGCCGCGGACGCCUCUGCCUCGGCUGCGGGACGCCCGCUUAUCUUCUCCGCCAAGACGAUCCUCCGGACUACCGGAUCCUACUGACCCGCGGCUUGUGCGUCCUCUCCUGCGACGCACCGCCUCCACCCAGGGUGUUUCACGGUGACGACGCUCCUCAGCGCGUGCUUGUUAGGAAUGCAAGGGAAUUGAUACUAGAUAACAUGCUUGAAACCAUGAACGUGUUAUGCAAUGGUCACGAUAAGGAAAGUCAUUUCAACAUUGCUGGUGAAUUUCUUUGUACUUCUACUUGGGAUCUUCUGUUGCACAGAAUAGGCUUUCAACUCAUGGUGUUUCUUCUACGUUUCUCAUCAAUUUUUAUUCCUGUUAGAAACAAGAGUUACUAUCAGGUCACAGGGCAUCCAAUGGAUAAAAUUUUUGAAGGAUCUAAAUUCUUGAAAACCACAUCAACAUCAUCAAAUCAGCAGCCAUUCUUCCCGGAGGCCAUGCAGAAUAUGGGUUGCUCGAGGAGCUUAAAGAGAAAGCAACGUGACAUGUCAGGGAGAUCAAAUAUGGGUGCUGCUGCUGUUUCUGUUUGCUCUAAAUCUAAAGAUCUUGGUGACAAGAGAGACAAUGGUAGCAAAGUGAGUUGUGGGAAAUUUGAAAGAGUUGGGGGCAGAACUGAAGUUGUACAAUUUGAUGGAGGGGAACCCAACAUCAAAAUUCUAUGGGAUCAUGAUAGUUCUCAGAACACAUUAUCAAAAUGUGGUGGACCAAUAUUGCAUGAUUCUGUUUUCCAGUCAUACUUUGACAAGUUGCAUUUGGAGAAGCUGAAAUCUCCCUGCACAAAAUGUCAUAAUAAUGAAAAAGAGUCCAUUUGUACUGACAUGCCUGGACUUUGUUUAAGUAGGAAGUACAGAAAGCAUCGAAGACUGUACAGCUGGCAACGUCGAAGAAAAUAUAAGGGACCUGAAGAAAAUAUACCUGGAAAAAAUAAUAAAAUAAGAUUGCAGAUGAAAUUUCUGGAUUCUGAUUGCAGUUUGUGUCAUUGGCCUUCAGAACCAUCAGUGCCUGCAUCUACUGAAGAGGAUAUCAUGAAGGAUUUUGAACUAACUGCAUCAAAAGAUACUGAAGCAAGCAGGGAGAAAUGUUCUCAUCUGAUGCUUUCUCAAGACAUGUGUCAAGGACAAAUAACAUUCUCAACAAAGAAAACUCAUCAUAGGCCUAGAUCUGAAACCAAUGAUGCAUCUGAAGGGCAACAUCAUGCUAGUCUGAAGAACUUAUCAAUUCAACCUCUAGAUUUUGCAGUGUCAUCACUGUACAACAAUCGUUUUACUCCAAAUGAACUCUUCCCAGAAGAGUCUGAUUGCUCUGCUUCAAAGAACCAGCUAAAUCUUCAUAGCCACUUUGAGAAGGUUGGUUCCAUGUGUUUUUAUUGCUUGAUUAUGCAAUCUUCACAAAAGGUUGAAAUCAGGGAUCAAAUUGACAGAAGCUUCAUCUUCUAUAAUAGAUCGUCAGCAUAUACAGUUUUCCCAAAAAAUCACAUACUUAACCUAUUAAAGCCAAACGACUGCAGUGCAAUUCGUCUUAUGAAGCAUAUAUUUGGAUUUCCCGAUAGAAGCAAAAACUUCAUGACAUGUACUGAUUGUAGUAUUGGUUGUGCCAUAGAGUCCCAGUGUUUGUAUCAUUUUUUAUUAGGUUUGCUCAAGUCUCUUAUACGGAAUGCUCAGCGUUGUCAGUGUAAGAAGUUGCUGUUUAAACAUUGCAUUCAGACUUCCAAAUUACAUAGCAUGGAUGAAAACAGAUCAAAGUCUGAGGUGGUUGUACAAAAUUCUUCAAUGAGGAUGAAAAAUGAAGGUCAGCCCAGUGCCCAAGGAGCAUUGAGUGUAUUUAGCAGUGCCACUGCAUGUACUGAGGCUAUUUGUUUUGCAAAGAAACAACCUUACCAUGGUCCCAAGGCUGGCACACAAAGUUCUUUAAUGAACAUACCAAAUGAAAAUGCUGAAUCACAGUAUGCAUCUUGCCAUAUGCUUUCUGACAAAUUAUCUCAGGCUAAGCUGCAUCAUGAUGACAGGCCCUCAGAUGUUGCACUAAUUGAAUCUUAUUCUAAGCACCACCAAGUGGUUUCCUUUAUAUGGGCUGUUUGUAGGAGCAUAGUUCCAGUAUCCUUGCUUGGGAAUUCUUCUUGUUGGAAAUCCUUACAGAGGAACAUUUCAAAGUUUGUUAAAUUGCACAGAUUUGAGAAAUUCUAUGUAAAACAAUGCAUUCAUGGAGUCAAAAUGUCAUGUUUUCAUUUUUUAUCAAAAGUUAGAUCUUCUAAGUGCUCUUGUAAUGGAAACAGUAGAUCUGAAUUUGGUGGAAGCAUCAGAAAAGAUUCCAGGAAACCAUGCAAUUCUAAAAUGAUUCUUGUUGGCAAUCUUUUCAGUCGUUGGAUGCGUUGGUUCUUUUUUGACAUGAUAGUACCCAUGAUUAGUGCCAACUUUUAUGUUACUGAGAGAGAAUCCAGAAAACAUGAAUUGUUCUAUUAUCCGAAGCCAGUAUGGAGGACAUUAGUUCAACGAACCAUUGCUUCCCUGGAAGGUGAUAAAUUCAAGCUACUGGAUCAAGUAUUUGUCAGGAAUAUUAUAAGUAAAAGAUCAUUUGGUUUUUCAAAAGUUAAAUUUCUUCCAAAAAAUAAAUGUCUAAGAUUUUUAACAAAUCUUAGAGCAUCAUCUAUAGUACGAUUAUCAAAUCCAGAGUUUGGCUCAAGAUAUUGCUCUAUUGGUGCUAAAGAAAAGGCAACAAUGCAUCGGAAAUAUAAGAGUGCUCAAGACAGAGGAUUUGUUCGAUGCCGAUCUGUGAAUUCUGCUCUCAGAGAAGUAUAUGCUAUUUUGAGGAGAGUAAAGGUUGAGAAGCCUGAAAUACUAGGAUCAUCUGUGUUUGAUUACAAUGAUGUACACCAGAGACUCCAUCAAUUUAUUUCCAAGAUAAAAAAUAGAACAUCAAAAAUGCCUGAAAUAUAUAUUGUUGUUGCUGAUGUACGGAAGGCAUUUGAUUCGAUUGAUCAGGAUAUGUUAAUCGGCAUAUUGAAAGAUAUUCUUCAGAACGAUGAGUAUGUUAUGAGAAAACAUGUCAAAAUAUCUUGUAGGAAGAAGUCUCUAAGGAUCCUUCAUGAUCAUGUUUAUUGUGAUUAUAGCAGCAGCAAUUGUUGUGAUUCUGUCUCAGAGCCUUCUGUUUCAGCGGGCAGUAUCCUCAUUGAUCAGCAGGGAAUUUCUCUCAGAAUCCAGAAAGAAAAGCUUCUUUAUGUUCUUCGAGAGCAUUUAAAGUGUAACAUUUUGCAAGUUGGGCAAAAUUUCUACCUGCAAAAGGUUGGCAUACCCCAGGGUAGUGUGUUGUCCUCCCUUCUUUGUUCAUAUUACUAUGGACACAUGGAAAGGAGUUUAAUUUUGCCAUAUCUUCAAAGGAGUAGCAGUGAUCUGGUUGUCAGCAGUAGCAAGUAUACAAUUAAUGAGUGUACUACGGAACUAGCUAAUAAUGCCAUCUCUGGUGUGGAAUCUCUCAAAUACGAUAUGGCAUGUCUUGGGUGUCCAAAUAUUACUGAUCUAGGAAAGAACAACCUUCUACCUUUCACUGAGCAUCAUGCAACUGAAGUUAAUACUGUCACAAGUGACAAGGAAUGCUCAACCUCAGGGGAGAAUUUGUUAUUAAGAUUGAUUGAUGAUUUCAUUUUCAUAUCUACCUCAAAAGAGCAAGCGGGCAGAUUCUUCAAUAGAAUGACAAGGGGAUUUAGAGCUUACAACUGCUACUCGAACAAGACAAAGUUUGGGACCAACUUUGGCAUGACACAGAAUCAUGGUUUAAUUAAUAGGAUAUACUCAGGUGCAGAUGGCAUAUUAUUUCUUCCCUGGAGUGGCUUGCUUAUCAACUGCCAGACUCUUGAAAUUCAAGCAGAUUACACGAGGUACUUUGGUAUUAAUAUAAGAUCAACUCUGACCAUUGAACUACAUGCUAAACCUUGCUAUCGUUUGAAAGAAAAAUUGCUUAACUUCGUGAAAACAAGGUGCCAUCCCAUUUUCUAUGACUCCAACAUCAAUGCUCCUGCCACUGUCUGUUUAAAUGCAUAUCAAGCAUUUCUUCUGUGUGCAAUGAAGUUCCAUUGCUAUAUCCAUAGCAUGCAAGAUGUCACCAAGCCAAAACCAAGUUACUUGUUGGAGAUAAUUGAAAGGUCAUUCAGAUAUAUGUACAAGCACAUCAUGAAGCUGAUGCAUGACAUGUUGCACCACUUUGGUAUUCAUCCAUCUCUUGGACUUGCGAAAAGAGAAGUGCUUUGGCUUGGACUGUCUGCAUACAUCUGUGUUCUAAGGAAAAAGCAAUCACGAUACAAGGAGCUGCUUUCACUCUUGAGGUCAAGGAUCGCCACGUAUGGAAGGAUCGAAGAUGCCUCCUCUCAUUUGAGAUACGCAGUUGAUGAAUCCCACUCAUCUUUUUUCUCAAAAAUCAAAUUCUAAAAUUUCAAGCUUAUCCUUUUCUUAUUGCACUUUCCCUCCUAUUCCUUGCCGGUUGCAUUUAAUGGCAAUGACAUGUUUAUUGACUUGGACAUGUUAACCUUGUAGCUCUUGCCAUUUUACCAGAUUAGUCUUUGAUGGUCAAAACUUUAGUUUCACAAACUUUUUGUGACAACAAUUUUGCGAUAGAAACAAUAGAACCUUGACAUGUUA